GCCCUGAAAGCAGGAAGCAGUACACACACAUGUGUUGAUGGACUGAAAUCACCACACUGUGGAAAGUGCCCAAGGAAGAGUUCGCAUACGACUCAUGAAGGCAUUGUAAUCAUGAUAACGCCGGCAUUUGAACUGAGUCAAGAUGCCAACUUCCUCACUGUGGUUAUUCGUGUACCCUACACAAGAACAUCUGAGUUUGACAUCUACAUUCAAGGAGAGGACUUAAAGUUCUACGCCAAGCCUUACUUUCUCAGGUUGACUCUACCUGGGAGAAUAGUAGAAGAUGGUCGGGAGAAGGCUUCAUUCGAUAUCGAUAAAGGUGUCUUCACAUUACAUGUCCCAAAAGAGACCGCCGGUCAGCACUUUGAGGGUCUGGAGAUGCUGACCAGUCUCCUGGCCCCUAAGGGAUCCAGAUCAGCCAAACCGCUGGUGGAGGACACGGAGGCAUGUGGUGGAGGAAGUGCUGAGGCAUCCGAGAAGGAAGAUGAAGAGGAAGAGUUUGAUUGGCAGAUAGAACAGGAGGCUUACACUGAAACGCCUGUGGAGACACUGAACGAAUACCACAAAUAUGGCUUUGGAAACCUCAGGUCUGGAGUCUUCAACAGACUGCAAGAGGAACUAAGUGAGGUGAUUGACGUGAAAGAUCCAGACAGCACUGCUCCUAAAGUCAGGAGACAGAAUAGACUAGAUGCAGAAACCACAAUAUUUUGUACUGACCACUACUUGGCAAACAUGUUUGAAGAUGAGGAGGUCAUCAAAACAAUGCUGAAGUUUAAGCCGUGGUGGAGACAACUGAGCCAAUUAGGACACUCCGAUACCUCAGUAACCUUUACAGAGGAGGAAAAGGAGCAGAUGAGGAAAUUCACAAACCGUUCAUACUUGUUGGAGAAAAAAGCAUCCUUCCAUGUGUGGCUUAGUUUGGUUGACAUCAUACUUGCAUAUGUCUAUGAUGUGCACACUACAGAGGGAGAGCACAACGUAGAGUCUGCCUGGACCAUCAGGAAGCUUAGCGGCACUCUCAGCUGGCUGGAGACUUAUCACUCAGUACAAGACGUGCUGGUGUCUUUCGGCAGGAGGGCUUUGUGUUACCCGCUCUAUCGCCAUUUCUCUCUGAUCACAAGUGCAGUGAAAGAUGUAGCUUGCAUUUUCCAGUCUGGGAAGGCUUGCGUUCUUAAAUGUCUUCUGGCCAUCCAUAAGAUCUUCAGAGAGAACGAUCCGGCCUAUAUCCUCAAUGACCUCUACAUUACAGACUACUGCGUCUGGAUCCAGAGGGUCAAAUCCAAGCAUGUUGUCGCCCUAGCUGAGCCACUACGUAAUUCCAAACUGCGGAAAAGCCAUCUAGAACUAGAGCUAGGGAUCCUUGAACAAGCUGCUGAACUUGUGGUGAAAGAGGAAGAAGAUGACUCAAACAGUGAUAAUGACUCUGAAGAAGAGAGUGAAGACAGUGAGGAGGAGCAGACAGACAUUAGCACCGUCUCUGAACAUGGAGAAAGAACAGAAAACAACCAAACGAGGGUCAGACCUCUUGAACUCCAGGUCAGCUGUGAGGUUCUGAAGAAAGAUGCUGUGACUGCAGCCUCCCCCCUCCCUGUGGAGCACCAGCAUGAAUGUGGGGAGCAGCACGAGCCCAAACGGCUGAUUGAGGAGCUUGGAGUAAGACUGGAGGAGGGGCUGAGGAUCAAGGAGGAUGUGCCUCAGGCGAGACAUGCUGUUAGUGGCAGUAACACUGAGGGGGAGAGAAAGAGAGGAGACGACUACCAUCAGUUUGCAGCUGUGGUGGAGCGAGACGCCACAAAUACAGCAACCAGUAGAGAGCUACUUGAUCCCUGCCUAAAGAGGAAUCCAGUACGGAUCAUAUCCACUGAAGAACUGGACAGUGAUGAUGAUGAUGAUGAUGAUGGGGAAACACUUCUUACAAUGGCAAAAGGAGGAUCUUAAUGGGGAAUAUUAUUACUUGGCACUAGGACUAAUGGAUGUAACCUCAAAUCUGUCAAAGAGUUUUUUCAUGGAUUUAUAUUUUAUAUAUUGAGUUUUAUUUGUGUCAUUUUCAGAAUUGUUGUUUUACAAAAGCGUUGCAGUUAAAAAUAAGAUCUUUUUCUGUUGCUUGUACAUGUUUGAGUAACUCUGGAUAGUGUUAAAAUAAAUA
Messenger RNA from Xyrauchen texanus (razorback sucker), 2146 nucleotides. It is a transcript of the gene shq1, whose product is annotated as SHQ1, H/ACA ribonucleoprotein assembly factor. Bases 112 to 1938 code for a protein of 608 amino acids. Gene Ontology annotation, cellular component: nucleoplasm; cytoplasm. The record is from RefSeq and is a predicted model, not a curated record. The transcript has 12 exons. NCBI's taxonomy places the organism in Eukaryota, Metazoa, Chordata, Actinopteri, Cypriniformes, Catostomidae. Gene Ontology annotation, biological process: box H/ACA snoRNP assembly.